AUGACAGCUGAAGAAGAUCAGGCCCUUGGCCGUGCCGACUAUUGGGAUAGCCGCUAUUCCAAGUCGGACGGAGAGGCGCCGACGCACGAGUGGUUUCGCGCCUUCUCUGACCUGGAGCCUUUCUUCCGCAAAAAUCUUUUUGGCCUGCAGAGCUUCCAGGCAGAAGACAACCCACUGAUUCUGCAUCUUGGGUCUGGAGACAGUGUUGUCCCCGCCGAAUUAGCGUCUCGCGGCUACAGACGACAGCUAUGCAUCGAUUUCUCCCCUGUCGUCGUUGAACUUAUGACGGAACGCCACAGCAAGGUGGAAGGGAUAGAAUGGAAACACAUGGACGUACGCAAUAUGGAUAUAUCCGACAAGUCUAUCGACGUUGCCUUUGACAAGGGAACACUGGAUGCCAUGAUACAUGGUAGUCCCUGGAGCCCUCCCAGCGAAGUCAAGGAUAAUACAAGUAAAUAUAUGAGAGAGGUCCACCGAGUGCUGAAGGAUCAUGGGGUGUUUCUAUACAUCACCUUUAGACAACCUCACUUCAUAAAGCCACUGUUAAACCCAGAUGAUUUGUGGGACAUGGACAUGCAGGUGCUCGGAGACGGGGGCUCCUUUGACUACUACGGAUUUGUGAUCAAGAAAAACCCCAACUCUUUGGAAGCUGUUAAUAAAGGAAUAUGA
This is a messenger RNA of Trichoderma gamsii, 669 nucleotides long. RefSeq lists its product as hypothetical. The transcript has 3 exons. The coding region runs from base 1 to 669 and encodes 222 amino acids. Gene Ontology annotation, molecular function: S-adenosylmethionine-dependent methyltransferase activity. Lineage: Eukaryota; Fungi; Ascomycota; Sordariomycetes; Hypocreales; Hypocreaceae. The record is from RefSeq and is a predicted model, not a curated record.